This is a messenger RNA of Peronospora matthiolae, 2133 nucleotides long. The record is from the annotation of a GenBank genome assembly. NCBI's taxonomy places the organism in Eukaryota, Oomycota, Peronosporomycetes, Peronosporales, Peronosporaceae.
AUGGAUGACCAACAAGACGUCAAAUCAGGUUGCUCUGCGUCCACUGCUUCGUCCGUAGACUAUAGUGUGGAAGCGUCUACGGGCGAGUCGAAGCGGUGGCUGCAAAGUCUGGAGAAGUGCAUUCGCGCCAUUGUGAGCGUCCGGCUGCUGAGUGUGCGCGCGUUUGACGGCAACGGCGCAAGCUUUAGCGUGGCCACGGGCUUCGUGGUGGACAAGAAAAGGGGGUUGAUUCUAACAAACCGGCACGUGGUGACACCCGGUCCAGUGGUGGCUGAUGCCAUUUUUCUCAAUAAGGAGGAGGUGGAUCUUGUGCCGGUGUACCGAGACCCUGUGCAUGACUUUGGUUUCUUCCGCUUUGAUCCUAGCAAAGUCAAGUUUGCAGAGCUGCAUGAGAUCCCACUGAGGCCCGACGCGGCCAAAGUUGGUGCCGAGAUCCGCGUGGUGGGCAACGACGCGGGGGAGAAACUCUCCAUUUUGCCAGGGAUCUUGGCCAAGUUGGAUCGUGACGCACCGUCCUACGGCUUGAGCUCGUACAACGACUUCAACACGUUCUACUUUGCAGCAGCGAGCAGUACAAGUGGAGGCUCGAGUGGCUCUCCCGUCCUGAAUAUUGACGGAUGUGCCAUCGCACUGAACGCUGGAGGAGCUAAGAAGGCAGCGUCAUCAUUCUACUUACCGUUGAAUCGCGUUGUCCGUGUGCUGGAGCUGAUCCAACAGGGUCAACAAGUGUCGCGCGGCACUAUUCAAACGAUUUUUCGCCAUACAGCGUUUGACGAAGUGCGGCGACUUGGGCUGUCGGGAGAAACAGAAGCAUUAGUGCGCCAGCAAUUCCCGCAAGAGACAGGCAUGCUAGUAGUGGACCAGGUCAUUCAAGGGGGGCCGGCGCAUGAUCAGCUGUGCACUGGAGACGUGCUCAUAAAGUUUGCUGGCAAGUACGGUGCGACCUUUUUGACUAUUGAGGAGUUUUUGGAUUCUCGUGUUGCUGAUACGGUUGAAGUUCAGAUUCAGCGCGGAGAUGACCAGUACACAGUCACACUUUGCGUUCAGAACUUACAUUUAAUCACGCCGGACAAAUACUUGGAAAUCGGAGGCGGUAUUGUGCACGCGUUAUCCUACCAUCAAGCUCGCAAUGCUUCACUGCCUGUGGGUGGUGUUUACCUAGCGCAAGCUGGCUAUAUGUUCAUGAAAGCGCAUUUGGCCCAGCCUUGUAUCAUUACUUCCGUGGCGGGACAGCCUACCCCAACGCUAGAUGACUUUGUGCGCGUCAUGGCAUCGCUGCCUAACGGUUUUCGCACAGUAUUACGAUACUUUAUGAUUUGUGAUCGCCACCGUGUCCGCACAGCCUUCAUUAUGAUGGAUCGUUUGUGGUUUCCAAUGCAGUUGUGCACGCGGAAUGACCAAGACGGAUUGUGGCAUGCAGAAUCACAUGUCGGGGACACACUGACCGGAGAUGAUGCGCCAAGACAUCUCGCCAAUACUGAACAUCCAACGUUUGCCCCUGCGCCGUUGAGUUUUCCUGGAGGAAACGCACUGGGCAAGAAGACGCUGCGGUCGCUCGUAAUGGUGUCUUUUGACAUCCCUUAUAUGAUUGACGGCAUAUCGAGCUCCAGCUACCAUGGUAUGGGAGUUGUGGUGGAUGCAGAUCAGGGUUUCGUACUUGUGGAUCAGAACACUGUCCCUAUUGCGUUGGGUGACGUGUUGAUUACAAUUGCUGCGACCUUUGAAGUCCCGGCCAAAGUGGUCUUUGUGCACCCAAUUCACAAUUACUCUAUCGUACAAUACGAUCCCAAAUCAUUGGGUGCUGUAGCAAGCCAUAUCGAAAGUGUUGUGUUGGCUGAGAAAGUGCUAGAAGUUGGCGAGACCGCCGACUACGUCGGAUUGAGUAGUAAUUGGACCGUCGUCACAAUGAGAUCUGUCGUCACCAAGCUAGACCGUCUUGCUCUGCGCGACUUUCAGCCACCAAGAUACAAAGCAUGCAACGUCGAGGUGCUGCAUUUUGACCGUAUCACAAAGUCUGUGGGAGGUGUUUUUAUCAAUGAUGCCGGUGCUGUAAAUGCGCUAUGGCUUUCUUUUUCCUAUCAGGAUAAUGCUGGUCGCAAAGGACUCACGCGGGUCGCCCCAAUAGAUUUCUAG